Molecule: messenger RNA, 20136 nt
Organism: Pelobates cultripes (western spadefoot toad)
Lineage: Eukaryota; Metazoa; Chordata; Amphibia; Anura; Pelobatidae
Source: the annotation of a GenBank genome assembly
GAUAAGCAUGAACAACAAGGCUCAGGGAACACAGUACAGGAAAUAGUUUGUUUCCAUUGAUUGUUUUGGUUUUUUUUCUACUGAUUUACAAAUGUGCUAAUCAUGGCCCUCGAUGACAGCAGUUUGUACGCCAGGACUAAGAAUAAGCUUUGUUUGAACCAAUAUGAUUAUUAUAAAGUUGUCAGAAGAUGCAGCCUGCCCCAAGAACUUCUCUCGGGAUUUGAUGUUAAAGGGAAAAUCACAAGAAAUAUUAAGAUUUUGGAACCAUUGUACCUGAGAAAGCCUCGAAAACGGCCGUCCAUUAUCCCAGGUAAGAUGCACUUAGGAUGAGCGCACCAUGUUGGCUUAGCUGCUAAAUCACAGACAUGAUUUACAGCCUGUCAGCCUGGAACACACGUGAAUUUUAAACGCAUGUUUUUCCAUAAUUACUGAAAAAUGACAAGUAACGAAUGUACGCCUGAGGGCUUUAAACUACAGCACAAAUUGCUUUGUUUUAACUCUUUAUGACCUACCAUUCUAUUUUCAAAAUCUGGGCCUUAAAGAUCAAGUGUUGGCAACCUGGCAUGGGGAAGGGCUAGCAAGUUUUUUCCUCCAGCUUUUAAGGAACUACAAGUCCCAUGAACCUCAGCAAAAGCAUGAAAUGUCAAAGACUAGUGUAGUAUCAUGUUUGUAUAGAAGCUAUGUUAGGGCUUUCCUCAAUGGAGGCAAGUUCUGAUUUGAAAGCUGAAUAUGUUGGCUGUUCUAUGUUAGAAUGUGGGCUUCAAGGAUUGGAUUGUUGACAUGAUGGAUAGUUCUAUUGGAAUGCCAGUGUAUAUUAUUAGUCAGCAAACCCUAACUAUUUGAAUCUACAAACUGAUUUUGUAUUUGAAAAGUGGUAAGAUUCUGAAUUUUCAAAGUUAUCAAAAUUAUAUUUAUUUAAAUAUAAUUGAUAUCGAGAGAAAGUGUUAUUCCUGAUAGUAAAAUGCAUAACACAAUAGCGCGGUUUUAUGAUGUUUAUACAUUGUUCACUUUAUCCAAAAUUGUUCCAGAAUGCAUUGCGCUCAGGACAGAUUACCCAGGAUUCCAGAUUUUCUUUUCUGCAUUGCUGGAGUAUUGCACAGUUAUUCACUAACAUGUGAAGUGUUUGGCAUUCAAAGUGAACUUAACAUUUUAGACGAAAUUAUUUAAACUGAAACAUGGCGGAUUUAGAGACUUUUUCUUAUUCGGCUAUUUCGGCAAAAAAUUUAAGAAUUGAACCUCAGUUUACAUCCACAAAACUCACAUGUUAGUAAAUAGCACUUUUGGUUUGAUUUCUGUUGGCAAUCACUUAAUAUGCACAUUCAUUUUGAUGCAAUACCCGGAGUCUUGUCUGUGCCAUUUAUACACAGUUCUCACAUGACAUCAUUUCUUGAACACAAAUAGUCUGAUUGCUUAGAGGAGUAUAGAGUUGGAUCCUAGAAUUGCACAAUUUAAGCCAAACUGGCUGUUUAGCUGGCAAACAUAUUUACUAAAAUGUGAAUUGUAUGGAAUUCAGUUGGGGAUUUCUAAUUGUAGUCCAAAAUGGACAAUUUCCUCAAACCAGCUGUAUUUUCAGUUUGUCCUAGAAUAUACAUUGAUAAGAGAUACUAUAUGUAGGUAAGUUGUAUUAUAUGUAUAUAAUGUAAGCAGUAUUGUUUGCUUAGUUUCUAAUUUAGAUCAGCAUGCCCAUUUAAGCAGCAUGUUCUGUUGCACAACCUUUGCAAAUUACUGAAAGAGUUAUUGUUAAGCUUUGAGUUAUUUUGUUUGUAAAGGGCUGGCUGAAAUAAUGAGUAACACUUAUCUUGCCACUAUACAAGCCUACACUAUUAUUAAUUAAGGAGUUUCUAAGGCAAAAUCAUAACAGAAGUCACAGCAAAAUAGAAAGCCCAACUAUGGAUUGCAUUUUUUUAUUUUUCACUUGAUGUGUAUUGUUUCUUUCUUGUUUGUUUUGUUUUUAAUUGUGAAAAAACAGGGUUAUUCGCAAAAGUGAGAAGCAUCAGGAUUUCAAAGUGAAUUUCAAAUCUUAGACCACCUUUGCCAAACUGGAAGCAUAGCUAACUUAGAGCCACUUUAGCUAUUUUGGUCUUAAAGGGUAUCGCCAAACACCUAUAACACUACAGCUUGUUGAAACCCUUUGUUUUUUUUUUUCAUUUUACAAAAAGUGCAGAGAUCAAUAGAAAUUGGCAAUUUUAUAUAUUAACCUGGUUACACCCCCCCGGCUGUCAAUUAGGAAACCAGUCCUGCUACUUCCUGGUUUGGUUAUCUCAGGGAAGCUAAACUCAAGAAGCAGCAAUUCCUUGGAGCACCUGCCUUGCAAAGACUCCUCAUUGAGCUGCAUUAGGAAGUCUGUGAUUGGUCGCAUAUCUAAUAUAUGUACUAAAUAGUAUUUUAUUUUAUUUGGGCAGUGGAGAGUCCCUUUAAAUGUGAAACUUACUUUGAGUUCACGACCACUCUCACUUUAGUGAACAAUCUCAAAAUCCAUUUUUUAUUUUUAUUUUUAAAGCAGAUGGCAGCAUAUUCUUUAUCAGAUCUAGAAGGAGCCUGCAAUGAUUUUAACAUAUUUUUAGCUAAGGAAGACCAAUGCCGAUCUCUACCCAGGGGUGCCAAAUCUAUCUUUUUUUUUUUUUUCUGGUUACUAUUAUUUAUUCAUGUGGCUGGCAAUACAUGAAAAACAUUACCUUACAAUGUGCAUAAUUCAUGGUAUGCACGAUUUUUAGAAGAGACUUCAAUAUUAAUUACCUGUGCUACAUAAAAAAAAGUAUACUACGGGGCACAAUUUUUGUGUAUUUUCCAAUAGCAUGAAUAAGUGAUAUGGAUCCAGGAAAACAUGGUGUAUCUGGCAAUCCUGCCCCUAUAUAUUUUUUUUUACUACCAUGCCAUCUAAUCUUUGCCAAAACAUGGGUUUAUGGUGGUCAUGUUUGCUAACAACUGGAUGCCUGUGGUUGAGUGAGCCUGGCUUAAUGAAGACCUUCAUAAUUAGUGUGGUCAAGCCACGGGUUGCUGGUGACCACAAAAUGAACGUGUUUACUCAUAUUCUAGAAAAAAAAUGCAUUCACAACCGAUAUGUAACUUAUCACAUAAUUAGAACAGUAAGUUCAGUGUAGGUCAGUAUUUAAAGUUACUCAUGUAAACUCUUUUUUGCAUUGUAAGAUAUUGGGGUCCAUUUUACUGAACCAAAAGUAAUAGAACCAUGUUUUAUUACCCAAACUAUCCAACUACUGAAUAACAAAAAUAGACUGUUAUAAACUCAGCCAGGCUGGGAGUUCUUUAAGGUUGGGUUAUGGGAACAUUGUUUAGAUGUUUUCCCCCUUUUUCAUAAUUCUAAAAAUUAUCAAGUACUAUGGGUCUCCACAGAAUGCUCCAAGUUGAGACUAUUUUUUUGGGAGAAGAACAAUGUAGUUUUUCCAAAACCUCAAUAUUUUCAUAAAAUAUUACCCACAAUCCUCUUGGCACAAACUACAGAUCAUACUAAAAGAGAUGUUUAGCUUCCUAUUCCAUAUUUAUUCUGUAGUGAUGUACAGUAGCUUGGAAUACGUUCUAAAUGACUUCUAUAAGGCACAGCAAAUUGUGCACAAUUUGUCUUCUGUGCCCUGUUCAAUUACUUCCACAAUACUGUUUGUUAUUCUGUACCAAUCCCUGAAAAUGCUCUUAUAGCAGUAUUUUUUUAUUCUCUUCAAUUUGUGUAAUAUGUUCUUGGAUUCAGCGGCUUGCCUCCAGAUUGUCCCGCAUUUUGGGAUCCACACUUUCUCCAUUACAUUGAAUAAUUCGCACUGCUCGUGCAGUACAUGAUGAAUUGCUUUGAGAAAAGAUUUUGUCAUUUGACCUAGAUACAACGCACUUAGAUUAACAUAACUUCCAACUUUGCAAACCCUGUGUCAAUAAGGAUAUGUUCUCGCUGCUUCGAGACAGUCUAAGACAAGGUGAUGGACAUGAUUUCAUUAUUUUGGAUCUAUUUGGCACCAGCUAAUGAUUGAAUGCAAUUUUUCUUCAUAAACUGGGUCCAAGACUACAAUGUAAACCGCAUUUAAUCUCUCAGAUUAUUAGUAUAUUUAUCACCGAUUGUAGGAAUAUUUAUCCUUCUGAUGUAUCUCCUAUCCAUGUUUUAGUACAUUUAAAGGGAUACUCCAGACACCAUAACAACUUAAUCUGAAUGCAUUUUUUUUUAUCGUACAUACCUAGAGUCUUACAGAACAGUCUUGCCUUUAUAGGGUUACUCCAAACAAAAUUUUUUUGAUGUAACCCUUGAUGGCAUGCCCCCCUCUCCCAAAAUUUUCACAGCAAAACUUACCUGCAAUUCCAUGCUGAGACACAAUCCUCCCUGCAGGGCAAUCUGCCUACAGCUAUGUCACCCCCCACACCCCUCACUGCAGACAGAGAUAUGUCCCAGAGGCUGGUCUAAGGGAGGACUUGGUGCCUCCAUGGUGGCAUGGAUGGAAGGGGCAUGCCUCCAUUGGUCAUCAGUUUCCAGCAUGCUAUUUGUACUGGCAAUGGGCGCAAGCUAUGCCGCAGAACUGGUAUUAGCAGCCCAAAAUGCUGAUACUAGCACCCCAGAACUAACCUUACCAGAGAUGGAGCAUUGUCCCUCCAUUCAGAGUUAAACCAUGUUUGAGCAGUUUAACACUCAGUAAAGGUCACUGGCCACAUACAGGCCAGCCCCUUCUAGAGGCAGAGAUUACAUACUUCCUUGUAGUUUUAUCCUUCGUACAGUCACUCGGAUCUCUGAAAGGCUAAAAGCAGUCAGCUGACUCUCUCAACCAAUCACAGAUGGCCCUUGCUGCUCAGGCUUAUACUUCCUCUUUAGCCAAAGCAGCACAGAGGGGAUGGGUUGCUCGGGACUCUGCUUUAGCAUUAAACUAUAAAAAUAUUAUGCUGAAUAAGAUUAUGGCACCAGGGAGAUCCAGACACUAUAGCUAGUUUAAUGAGAUGAAGCAGAUGCAAUGCCUACAGUGUCCCUUUCAUUAUUUGCACUGGUGGAACUAUCAGAGUUGCAAUGAACCCUUCAUGACUGUUCCUCUACCUGCCAAAAAGGACCCCAGGCUAGUCAGCCCCCCCCCCCCCUUGAAAAAUGCUUAUAUAAUAUGUAACGGAUCACCUGGCAUCCCGACUGGGUACCUCCGUUGAAGGAUGCUCCUAGCACUUCCUGAGGACUCCAAGCACUGCAGCAGACACCAAAACCACCGAACCGUAGGAGCAUAUGAAUGCUCUCAAGCAUAUGAAUGUUCUAUACAGCCGAAUAGGAAAAACCAUGCGAAUAGGUUUACACUCCUAGCAGUCAAACUGGAACAGCAUACAAUAAAUCCUCCCCCAAUAAUGAGACGACACUUCACUUUGAGGGUUAAGCAGGAACUCACACUGCCGCUGGGGAGGAAGGACGACACCUUCGGCUCCCUGGGACUCACACUGCCGCUGGGGAGGAAGGACGACACCUUCGGCUCCCUGGGACUCACACUGCCGCUGGGGAGGACGGACGGCACCUUCGGCUCCCUGGAACUCACACUGCCGCUGGGGAGGAAGGAAGGCACCUUCAGCUCUCUGGGACUCUCACUGUCGCUGGAGAUCUGGGUUGGCUGCCCAGUAUCCCUGCAGAGCCGGUAGAGAGACCUCAGUCCCAUCUCUACCUGCCAUCUGGAGGUCUUCCCAGGACCAGUCAAUGAGGUCUAGUUCUCAUUGUCGGGUAGGUUGGGGCUGCACGAAGCUGAGCAGGUGUUGGUAGUCCUGCUCCAGCUCCCACUCCCUUGUUACCAGGUGGGUCAUGUCUUUGCUCACCUCACAUUCGUCAGCCCAGACAUACAUGCCCAUCCGGUAGUCGUAGAUGUCCCAAAACCUAGACCCCUCCGUGCUGCCAAGAUCAAUGUCGUCCUCCAAGGCAUCCCAUAAUAAACCUGGGCCAUCAUAAUCAUCCCCCUCCGGUAAGUCGUGCUCGGCCGUCCAGGGGGUAAGUCGAAUGGUAUGCCACCAGAGGGCCUGGUAUGUGUUGUCUAGCCAGAUCUCUCGCCAUACCAGGGUCUCUAGUCUUGUCACCCACUCAUCCAGGGGCUGCUCUCCCAAUAGAUACAUCUGCAUCGCCACACGCUUCUGUAGCGCUGCUCAUCACUGGGGAGACUCUCACCUCGCCGCCACUGGACAUCUUCCAGGGCAUCAUACCAGAGUUCCUUUCUGUCUGCAUCCCUGUAGUCCGCGGCCGCCUCCUCCUCCUCAUCGUGGAAUGCUGUACGAAAACUAGCCGAUUCCAUCCUGCUGUAGCCAGGGGCGCUGUACGGAUACUAGCGUUGCCCUCAAUUUGUAACUCCAAACGUUACCAGUGUCUCCGAGCUGCUUCUCCUCGCACUAGGACGCCAUCCCACCGCUGCCACCAAUGUAACGGAUCACCUGGCACCCUGACUGGGUACCUCCAUUAAAGGAUGAUCCUAGCGUUUCCCGAGGACUCCAAGCACUCUGGCAGACACCACAAUCACCGAACCGGAGAAGCGUAUACCUUCUCUCAAGCAUAUGAAUGCUAUAAACAGUUGAAUAGGAGUCCAAACCCCUCCGUAUGGUUUUUGGCCUAUUCAACUGUUUAUAGCAUUCAUAUGCUUGAGAGAAGGUAUACGCUUCUCCGGUUCAGUGAUUGUGGUGUCUGCCAGAGUGCUUGGAGUCCUCAGGAAAUGCUAGGAGCAUCCUUUAACGGAGGUACCCAGUCGGGGUGCCAGGUGAUCCGUUAUAUAAUACAUUCACAUUCUAGAAUUAUGUUUUAAAAGAUGUUAUAGUUCAUGAGGGGGCACUUGGUAAGCACCCCCAGACUGAGUCAAUGAGCUCUGGACAAGAAGACUGUUCAAAUGCUCUGCUAAGGCUGAGGACCAUCAGGGACCAUACUGCAACUAGAACACCAGGGAUCAUACCCCUCUCCAUGCAGAAAGCUAAUCAGGAAGAUUGGGGGUUAAAAAAGAAAUCACACUCCAACUCCACACAUACAUAGCACACUGAGCUAAGGCCUACAUACAACCGGACUCUACAAACUCUUACAUAAUCCCACUCAGGUGUACUGCUUGGAGGAAGUGAGGAGGGACAACAAGGGGGGCAUUUCUUUAAUUCUUUCCCCUGGGACCUAGUGAUUCCUAGUUAUGACCCUGAUUAUUUGUAUUCACAUAUUGAAAAGUGAAAAUCUAUUUAUUUUUUCAAUCCAUUGUCAUGUAAAUGGAAAACCACUGUUUGCAUAGUUAACAGUGGAAAGGCAGGUUUGGCUCAUGUAGUUCCAAAACCGUGCUUAUAUCUAAAACUUGCAUAUAAAACAGCAGGCCGUUGUCGAGUGAACCUUUACAAAAUGAAGAUAGGAAAUAAUGUGUAAAGCAUUUAUUUCCAUGUAAGUGUCAAUUCUCGGUAUUGUAUUCACUGCAAUAUACAGUAUUGGGAUUCUACUAUAGAUUUAUCUCUAAACAGAACACAAUUGAUGACAGAUGAUCAAUAUGAGCCCUAUCUGUCCAUUGAUGUGUGACAAUCAAUACACAUGUACCUUUUGUGUACAGACACUUAUUAUCUUUGCUGAAAGCUUUUGGUUUCCUUGUAUGCAAAACUAACUAUGGAAGGGCAGUUCAUUGUUUAUCAUCCCUGGGGGGGACACGGCACUAGAAACACUUGUAAUAGUACUGCAACAUACACAAAACAUUGAAUAGUUUAUCACCUACAGAAACCAUGUUUGUUGCUUGGGAGCGUGCUGCCAUAAAGGAUACAAUGUAACGAAGACGCCCCGUAUCCAUGGCUGUGAAAUAAUUAAACCUAUCAGUUUUGGCAUAGGGGUCUUCUCUCUUUUUUUUGGUGACUUUUUUCAUUGCGUCCUUAAAUAUGGAUUUAUAGAAGUCUCAGGAGAAGAAUGUCCUCAAGGAAAUAUGGAACAUGGAGCUUAUUUCUAAGUGCAGUUUGUUCAGAAUGACAAGAUCCAGGAUAUUCUACAUAUAUGUAGAAAGAUUUUGUCAUAGAGUAAUCAAAUAGUAAUGGGUGUAUGCAUUUUGUUCCUCUCCAAAUAGACUAUUUCAUAAAUUAAUGUAAACGGGUAUGGCUUCUGGAAAGUUGAAUAACUUCUCAUUGAGUUAAAAAGAUUGAUAAAUAUAAUGCUGAUCAGUACUGGAUAAUUGGAAAGAUAUAUAAAUAUAUAUAUAAAUAUUUCUCAAAAUGUUCUGAAAAUGUACUUUUAUUUUUGGUCUGUAAUGUGUCGAUAUUUAGUAAAUAUUUCUAAGAUCUAAAAGAUGUCGACUUUUCUCUACCUAAAAACAUGAAGUUUAGAAGAGUGAAACAGAAUACUUUUCUGGCUCAAAAAGUGAUGUACAGCCUGAUAAAUCGUUUGGGGAAGAAAAUAAAACAAAAAAGAGCUGGCAGUUUUAAUAAAAUGUCAAAAAAUACCAAAAUAAGGCUCAAAGCUGUCUGCGACCCAGUGAUAAAUCCCUCUCACUUUUGUGAAUCUUGUAUCUGAGACUUAUACCCAAAAAGUUAAGUUCAAAGUCUCUCAACAGGAUUUUGAGUGCCAAUGUUUUCUUGGUUGCAUAGUUUUAAUUCCUUAUAUGUUGUAGCUUAGAGCUGUUUAUAUAAGCAGAUCUGGCUAACAUUAGCAAUAGGAUGUUACGUUAACCAAUUAUAGCUCAUAUACAGACAGACUACCGACAAAGGUCAGUUGUUUUUUGUGACCAUUAGCAGCAGUCUGCAUGUAAAUAGAGUAUUUAAGAACUUGUUGGAGAAUAGUUUUAAUGUACAAGCAGAGGAAACAUGGCAAGUUUGAUUCUCAAUUUCAUUGUUUUAGGGGACCAGCCUCUUAUGUAAUGUAAACUAUCAAUAUGUAUUCUGGCCACUAAUGCCUCGUUUCCACUGAGCGGUAUGGUUCUGGUCAGUACGGUUCGGAAGGGUUGGAAUGGCCCCGCCUAUUCAGGUGAGCGUUUCCACUGCAAGUUGGACCGCCAGGGGGCAUGCGGGGUUUAGACCAAAUGCCUAGCGUGUCAUUUGUCGUGAGCAUUGAUGUUUUCCUGACGGCCAAUCAAUGGAUUGUAUAGUGUGAUGCCAGUAUGGGACAUUUUCAUAAUGGAAACACUCAAAAUAGCGUUCCAGACCGUACCGACCCGAACCAUACCGCUCAGUGGAAACGAGGCAUAAGUUAUGUCCUGUGUAUGUUAUCUCCAUAAUCUGGACUUGAUGAAGACAUGUUGACCAGUUUCAAUACAAUAUUACAAUGCUCACUGGUUUAGUCUUCCAGCAAUCCUCUAAUAUACAGUUGCUUAUUAGAGAAGCCUGUACCCAUGGGUCUGUGUUAAACAUGAGUUGUAUCAUUACAAUAAACAGAUACAAGGGCUACUAAACUGGUUCAUGGAUUGCGGGAUAAAACUUACCAGGAAAGGUUAAAGGAACGUAACAUGUAUAGCUUGGAGGAAAGACGAGACGGGGGAAUAUGAUAGAAACAUUUAAAUACAUAAAGGGAAUCAACACAGUAAAGGAGGAGACUAUAUUUAAAAGAAGAAAAACUACCACAACAAGAGGACAUAGUCUUAAAUUAGAGGGACAAAGGUUUAAAAAUAAUAUCAGGAAGUAUUACUUUACUGAGAGGGUAGUGGAUGCAUGGAAUAGCCAUCCAGCUGAAGUGGUAGAGGUUAACACAGUAAAGGAGUUUAAGCAUGCUUGGGAUAGGCAUAAGGCUAUCCUAGCUAUAAGAUAAGGCUAGGGACUAAUGAAAGUAUUUAGAAAAUUGGGCAGACUAGAUGGGCCGAAUGGUUCUUAUCUGCCGUCACAUUCUAUGUUUCAUGUAAAGCCUUUUAUAACAUUGCAUUAUUAUCACAUUUAAAUGUAAUAUAACUUACUAUUAAUUCGUAAUUGUGUGUCAUAAUCCCAUUUGACAAGCUCUUUAAAAUGUUUUGGAUAUUUCUUAGGAUGGUGCUUUAAUAGAAUUGUAGAAGGUAUUUUAUUUCUGCACUAAAACAGCUACUCCUAAAACUAUAGUGUGUGUAACAGUUAGAAAUGUAAACUGCAUAGUUGCCUUGCUUAUGGUAUUUUUUAUUUUAUUUAUAUUUAUCAACAUAAAGGUAUUGCUUAAUGUUCAUGUAUUAAUAAUAUUUCUGUUGCUGUUAUUGAUCAAAUUCACAACUUGAGUCCACCUAAUGACGUAUUUACUUCUUUAUUUCUUUAACUUUCCUUUUUAACUUUCUGCAUAUUUACUGGCAGUUAGAAAUUCUGAAUGUUGCUUAUUUAAAUGGGGAGUAUCUCAGUAGUGGUUUGGAGCUUUGGCUCAAUAAGCUGUUGUGUUUUGUGGACAAAGGUAAAGAAUUUAGAAGGUCAUAUUUCAAAAGGCAUAUGGCUUUGAAAAUACAAAAUGUUAUUAAAGUUCUUUCCGGGUAUUAUCCAAUUGUUGAUAUGAUAAAAUCUGCAUUUCUACACUUUUCUCUUAUGCUUAAAGGGACACUCCACACACACACAUCUAAAAUACUUUAGCUUGUUCUAUCAAUGCAUCACUGUGAAGUGAUGCUGAUUGGCGCCGCGUGGCAUUUUUCCGCACACAAACCAUAGCCUCUCAAUGCUUUUCUGUGGGAAAGCAUUAGAUUGGUUGAGAUAAUCAAGACUCACGGCCACUAGAGGUGCGUCCGAGUGCAGAACUGGACUAGGAAUCACUUCUAGUGACCGUUUGAGUGACUGCCACUAGAAGUGUUAAGGGCAGCAACACUGCCUUUUCUCAUAGAGAAAUAAUGGAUUGGGUGUACUUUAUGCGUGGCCUAAUGCCAUUCUCUGGUCAAAUGCUGCUUUCAUCAGCAUUGUAUUGCCAGACCCUGUCUGCCAGAAAGACAGCCAUCAAUAGUGGGUUUAACCAUGCAAUGUACACAUUACAGUUUCUAAAAAAAAAAAAAGGCAACGUUUGUUACGCUGCAGAGUUAAAAUGACAGGACCACUGAACCCAGACCAUGUGAUUAAGAUGAAGUGGUCUGGGAGACUAUUUUGGUCCUUUACGGUUAUUUAACAUUCUACUCUACUUGGCACUGUUCUACUAUAGCCCCUUUAUAUUACCUUAUGACUGUUUUUAUUGUUUUUACUUAGCCUAAUAAACUCUUUUGAAACACACAUUGGAUGUGAUUUAUGCUGAUUGGAGAUCCACAUCUGCCUUGUUCUACCAUACCCCCAAAAAGGGGGUACCCUGCUACUUGUUGUACAGAGCCCCGAAACAACUCUAUAAAAUGUGAGUGAUUUCUGUAAGAAGUUUUUAACUAUUUUUACUUAUAUUUGUGCUACAAAUUUAAAGGAAAUUACCUUUUUAAUAAUUUUGUCAUUUUAUGGUGUGUAACACAUUUAUUCUAUUACAGGAGCUUUGUAAACCAUAUAUUUAUUUAUACUAUAUUGGGUCCGAGAGGGCACCUACUUUGGAGUGUUACAUGUGUACAUUAUUUCAUUGUAUUUAUAAGCACUUCUGGUAAUUUGAAUGUUAUUUUUUUUAAAUGACUGUACUUUGAAACAAACAUACGGGUGACAGAAGCUGUCUGACAGUAUAUCAACAAAUGAUGUGGUGUCUUUUAUAUUGUAACACUUGCUGCACUAUUGUUUGCAGUCAGUACAUCAGUGAUGAAGUAAAUGAGCAACUAAUCUUUAUCUUUGCAGCCAGUCAAUUAAAGGUGCUUAUUAAGAUCAAAGAUUAUUAAGAUCAAAGCAUUAGUUUUUGGCUUGAAUAACACCUUUCUUCUGAGAUGGUAUCAGCACAGGCCACUUUACAGGUUCCACUAAAUAUACUUUAAUUUUGACUAAUUAUUUUCAAAGGCUCUCUCUCUCUCUCGCUUUCUCUUUCUUUCCUUCUUUCCUUCCAUGUAGCAGCCAAGCUAAUCUGCGUGCCAAAAUAUGAUGAUAAAUCUAAUCGAAGUGAGUAAAUUUAUUUCCAAAUGCCAAACAAAAUCCUGUCUUCAGAAAUACCCACUGUACAUCAUCAUAAGUGAAGUCAGAUGCAAGUUUGGAAUGUUGAAUAACCUUGUAAGCGUUAGCUGCAAUAGCAAUAUAUAGAUUGUCACAAACUUAGGUGUAGUGAUUGGUUACUUCUUCUGCUUAGAGCAUCAUGGGGAUGUAGUCCUCAGCAACUGGAAUAGCCGGCACUUUGCCUUCCUCUGCUCUAGAGCACCUGAGUAUGAUGCGGUAUGAAAUGAACUUGCUUAUACAUAAUGCAGUAUGAUCAAAAUUGUAUAUAGCAAGCCUUGCCACGCAGAGCUUAUUGAUUGCUUCAGAAGCUAUAAAUACCAAGGGUCCCAGAGUGUACUUGUAGAAGAAGAAAUCUAUUGGUGUACAAACCCAAUAUAAAUUUCCCAAGUGGUAUCAAUAUAAUAAAUGAAAUUUCUAAAAUGUUAACUUUUGUUUCUAGUAAAUUAGAAAUAAACUUCUCAAACUGUAAAACCCAAACUAAAUGUAAAGUUAUGCUCAAUCAAUAUCUAAAUAUAAAGGAUUAUAGCUGUGAUUACCAUGUCAUAUCUAUAAAACACUAGUUUCAGGUAGACUUGUUCACAAAUGCAUUUCAAGUGGUUUGAACAAAUCAAAUUGUUAAUCUGAACCCAAACGUACGUACGUGCCCGGGAUUGACCUGUGGAGUGAGACGGAUCAUUCUUUUGGCCGUAGAGUAACAAGACUUUGAUUUGUUCGUACCAACUGAAGUGGAUUUAUGCACAAGUCUAUCUAGUUUCAGGUACACUGUGAACCAUGCCUCUCAGGGCACUAAAUUUCCAAUCUGACAUUUAAGUACUAAAUUCUAAUUAUGUCACAUAAAAAAAAAAAUAAACAAUGAAAACCUAUUCCGACAUGCUGGAGUUUAAUACGUCUAUACUUGAGAAAAAUCUGAACGUGAACUAACAAAAGAAAACUAGGUAAUCCAGGGUUGAAUGAUCUGGUCCAGUGUCUUCAUCUGUCCGAUUUAAGAGAGAGGUGUCAAUGGAAAAUAUUUUUAUUUUUUUUUAUUUUUUUUAUGUGAGUAUUAUAUAUAUAUGAUUAUUUUCUUUUGUAUUUUUAAACGUAAAGUGUCUAAAUGAGAUGCUCAACUUUGCACAAUAUUGUUUCAUCUGCCGCUAUUCAACUAGCACAACAACUGAAAAGGCUGAGAAACCCACCCUGUGUUGGAUAAUGUCAAAGUAGAAUUGAAACUUUUAAAAUAUCUAAUGUUUACAUUGUGUUUUGGAAGAGAACAAUGAUAACUAGGACAUGUUAAAGCUUUUCUUAAAAAAACAAAACCAUGCAAGUGGCUCAUAACUUGAUCGCAGCAAACUGGAAAUCCCCGAUGUGCCCAUCUCCAACCCAACUCAAAGAUAAACUUCAACAAUUUUAUAUGUACAAACACAUGUCACUAGACUCCCCAAUUAGAACUAAAAAGUUUAAAAUAACGUGGGCCCCAUGGCAAAUCUUGAUGAAUCGUAAGAAUGCUAACAGUACAACCCCUACUUGAGGCGACAUUUGACAUCUAGUGAACCAAUCCCGACAGACCUCCAGGCCUCUAGCAGCUCAAUACUAAUCUCCUAUGGGACAGUACCCUUUCUAACUAGCCUACCCCCGAAAUGAUAUGUUGAAUUUACAAGAUAAAAAUAUGACUAGAUUGAAAGGUUGAAUAUUCAAUGUGUUGACCUUGUUACUAGUUACUCGUUACCUAUUACUUGUUAACUGAUCAAAACUACUAUGUUACCCAGCUAACUAUGUAUCCAAUUGCAAGAUCCGGGGAAACCACCCUCAGAUCUCUAUAUAACUGUGCAACUUACCAAUAUGUUCCUUUUAAGUGUAUAAUUGUGCACCAAGAUAUGUCUGUACCGAACAUAUAACUAUGCAAUGGAUAUGAUUAUAUGCAAAAACGUAAAAAAAAAUCAAUAAAAUAUAAAUUGAAAAAACAAAAAAAAUGAUCAAUAAUGAUAAUAAAGAAUACGAUGGCUGAAGCUGGACAGAAAGAAGUCCAAUAUUAGUGGAAUCCUGCUGUUUGGUUCUGCAAUGACAUUAGCAAGUAUAUUCCUUAUUACUCUUAACUUUAUGGGGUUCAGAAACCUCUAACUACAUCCCUAGACGCAAGCCCUGUCUCCCUAGCCCUCUAAACCAAAAAUGAAAAUAUUGAAAAAAAAAGAAAAAAUAUUGGAAACUGGUUGUGUCUUACAUUUAAUAACUCCCACUUGCUGCAAACAGAGCGUGAAACUAAAAUCUGUUCAUAAAAUCUGGAAAAAAAAGUCAACCAGAAUUCCAGAAAACCUUCUGUCCCCAAACAAAAUUAUUUUUAAAUCCAUAUAUUCACCAGCUGAUAUAUCAAUAUAUAAUCCAGCUUGAGCACAACAUGAACAUCCAGACCUUCAAUGCUUGGGCUCCACACAGGAACUGAAACAAAAGGAGGAAACUGAAGUUCUGCAGAACAUACAAUCACAAGCCAUUGAUAUACCUGAGAACUUGCAGGGUUUCAUCCUAAGCCACAGGACUCUAGGUGAGGCGGCAAAUUCUCAGGAUUACACAGUCUGCAGCUCACGCCAUUGACAGUAGUGAGUUUGCUGGUGGUUGAGACUCCCAAUAUGCCUUUUACUUAAGACACUAUUAAAUUUAUGUAUACGCUAUCUAAAGGUUAAUAUUUGCAAGGGCCUUUAUGUUGGAUUAUUCAGGUAUGUCCAGAGAAAGGAAGAUAAAUUGCCCAACUUUAGUAGGGAUUAGCCACUUGUCUAUACUGCCAUACGCGUAGAUCUUAGUCUUCAUCUGUCCGAUUUUAAGAGAGGUGUCAAUGGAAAAUAUUUUUUUUUAAUGUAUUCUAUAUAUUUUUUUUUUGUAUUUUUAAACGUAAAGUGUCUAAAUGAGAUGCUCAACUUUGCACAAUAUUGUACUAAUAUUAAUAUUGUACUUUUACGGCAGCACCUGUAUUGUAUUGUCCCUAGGACAUAAUGCCAUAUUUCGACACACUCGGAGUAUUAGUUUGGUUUGGCAUUUAUUUUUCUUAAUAGCAAUAUAUAUUUUAUAAGUUAAGUUAAAAACUCAAGGUUAGGUACAUCUUUGCUAUUUGAAAGUGCUCUUUUUUUUUUUUUGUCAUCUGGGUUUGUCACACCUAACAGUUUUCUAUAGACCUGACUUGAUGGUGGUUUACUAUAUGUCAGACCUCAAGGAGAAAACACCAACGGGAGGUUUGAUUCUCUGCUCUUUUCCUAGAGAGACAUAGUAUGGUCAUUUAUUUAUUUUUGUCUUUGUUUAUUGCAUGCUUGUUGACCAGCAUGUCUAGGGGGCACCAUAAAUAUUUAAUGCUUUACAUUCAUCACGGUUUCACUGUGGCGUUAUAAAAAAGGCUGUAUCGUUAUCUACUGUAUUAACUCCCGUUACCCACCGUACAUUAUAUAUCUUCAUGGUCUCUGUAUGAUAUUGGUCAUUUUAAUAGCCAACAAAUGGGACUGGACACACAAAGCAGAGAGAUAUUUCAAAAGUGCCACACUAUGGGUAGCUACAUAGAAUUAAAACAUCAUCCAGUCACUCGAAGGGCUAAAUCUAACAGCAGAUAUUUAUUGGAAACAGAGGCAACACUUCGAUCCCAGUCAGAGCAUUUCUCUUUGGUUGCUUGAUUCAAGGGAGUAGAAUGUAAUCCCUAUUUAUGAGCUUUGGGGUCAGUUGACCAUUUUGCACAUUCAGUUUGCACUACCUUUCAAAGAGUUACUAUGGGAAAUACAAGUAUAUAUCUGACGAUUUUAAAUGAUUUAAUAUUUUUGGAUAAACUUUCAAUUUUUUUUUUAUAUUAACAUAUCAAAAAAUAUAUCAUAAUAUUAAAUCAAUUUAAAAGUUUAUUCAAAAUUAUGGCGUUUAUCCAAAAUUAUGGCCAUUAUCGGACAUCUGAAUGAGCAAAACACUACAUGCUAAGGUUAAUAUCAGAUAUUUGUGACCAACAAAGAUAAACUUCAAGUUAUCAUUUUAAACAUACACAGCAGCAAGGAUUUUGCUUAAGAUGUUUUUACCUCAAAACUCUGCCAAGGGUUUGGGGCAAUUUCAGACAAUGGCUGGAUACAUGAUCCAUGUAGUUCACUUUUCCUUGAUUCUUUUCAAAAGAAUGUUCUGAGCUAAGGGGACCACUCCAUAAUGAUAAGAUGAGCACAGAUGCUCUUUAGAUGUGUUUUUGGGUCACUGCUGUAAAUUGAUAUCCAACAAUUCCAUCUGUGCAAUUGCUGUACUCUUGCCAUUCACAUCAACAUAACUCAGUGAGCUGGCAAUUUCCCCACUGCCAUACAUAAAACAAGCAGGAGGAAAUGUUUGUCAUCAGGAUAAUAUCUGUAUGUGGCCAGUUCUUCAAUUGCUCUCUGAAUCUACAGGCUCUGUGCACAUUAACCCCUUAAAGACACAUGACGGAAAUAUUCCGUCACGAAUCCCUUUUAUUUCCUGAAACUGUGUUCUUAAAUGUUUAUAAAGUUAAAGGAUUUAAGGAAAUGCAUUAUUUUAAAUGUAUUGCUCCAAAAACAAAUUUCUGGUUAUGUAUUUUUGUUAUGCGUUAUAUUAUAGUUUAGCUAGUCUUAUAAGCCUCUCCUAUUCCAUAGCUUUCCUGUAAGACUUCAGCCAUGGCAAAUGUGACAUUUAUCAACUAAGGCACGGGUAGGCACUUUUUGCCAAAACAAGAUCUUGAUGUCCCUUGGCAUACCGAUCUAAUUUGUUUCAAACUGAGGUGUGUAUGUUGCCAUAUUCUGCUUGUGUUAUUUAUUGGUGGUGCAGUUACUUUGUAGCCUUGUAUUUGGACGUUUGUUGGCUGUUAUAUAUGUUUGAGUAGUUUGUGGUAUUCUGUACGAUACCUAUGAAUGUGAGCUGUGUAUAGGGGAUGCUUGUGGAAUUGUGUGUGUGUGUGUGUGUGGAUGAUAUGUCAUGUUGUGUGUUUGGUGUGCAUGUGUGGGAGUUGCUUUUUUUUUUUUUUUUCAGUUUACCCGUAUUGAAUCGGGACUUUAUUUUCUUGGCACACUUCCUUUUGCAUAUUUAUUUCAUUACUUUUUUCUCCAUUGAUGGUCAGUGAUUCUGACUAAUUGAUUUAUUAUGUAUUUUUGAACCAAUUUUGUACUCACAGAUGCUUUUAUUUAUAUGUAUAGAUCUGAAUUUGUAACAGUUAGGUGAUUCACCCCUGUGAAUGUGUUAUACAUGUUACCUUCCACGCGGAGUUGCAACACGCUGCUUCUUUUUAUAGAUACUGUUGCUUUGUCCCAACCUGAGGUUUAUAUGUAUCCCGGUUAUGUAUAUACAUUUAAUAUUGCACUGAGAUUUUUCUUAUUUUUAUUUUUGUGUCCUUAACAUAUUUGCAUUAUUUUAUUGUUAGCCUUUAGAAUGUUGUGGGGACUAUGGGAGUGUUUGUGUGUGGGCUGUUUGUUUUCUUUGUGUGAAGGGGAGGCUUAUUUUGCAUCUCUGUGUAAAUCUAGCAGUGUGGGUGGCUUACCUGGGGUCCAGUGGGGACUGGGAUGGCCAGGUGCAGGUCAAGGGCAGGAGCUUCUGUGGGCUGCUCUACUCCAAGUUGGAUUUCCUUUACAAGUGCUGAGAGGAAGUGAUCUGAGAUCACUGCCUUUAAGUGCUGCAAUGCAUAAAUUGAGGAUUGUCCUCAAUCACCAGUAGGUUUGUAGCUAUAUGAAGUCCCACUAAGACUCCUGAUAGGCCAGAGCCUGUGUGACUCUGGCAGCCUUGAGUGCUGUAGGUUGAGGACCUUUGAACUAAGGCAUAAAAGGAAACCGCAUCACUGUUGUACUUUCACAUAUUACAUAGUUACAUUGCUGAAAAGAGACUUGCGUCCAUCAAGUUCAGCCUUUCUCACACAUGUUUAUGCUGUUGAUCCAAAAGAAGGGAAAAAACCCAGUCUGAAGCGCUUCCAAUUUUGCAACAAACUAGGAAAAAAUUCCUUCUUGACCCCAAAAUAGCAGUCAGAUGUCUCUACCCCACUAAUUAGAAAUGAUAUCCCUGUAUGUUAUGUUUUUGCAAGUAUUUAUCCAAUUUCAGUUUAAACAUCUGUAUGGACUCUGACAAAACCACCUCUUCAGGCAGAGAAUUCCAUAUCCUUAUUGCUCUUACUGUAAAAAAAAAACCUUUUCUUUGCCUUAGAUGAAAUCUCCUUUCUUCCAGCCUAAAUGUGUGACCUCAUGUCCUAUGUAUAGCCCUGUUUAUGAAUAGAUUUCCAGAUAAAGGUUUGUACUGGCCCCCAAUAUAUUUGUAUAAUGUAAUCAUAUCUCCACUCAGGCACUGUUUUUCCAAACUGAACAGAUUUACAUUUUUUAACCUUUCUUCGUAACUAAAAUGCUCCAUUCCUUUUAUCAAUGUUUUAGCUUGUCUCUGCACUUUUUCUAGUGCCAUGAAAUCUUUCUUUAGAACAGGUGUCCUUUAGAACAUAUGUGUGAGAAUAAAAUUAAUUCAGAUCGAGAGGAUCUUAGAAGAGAUCAGGAUCCCCUUAGGAGCUCAUGUGAUGCCUCAAUCGUGAGUCUUGGUGGGAAGGAUUUUGCAAGUGUAAGCUCAUUAAAGACUCGACUUUUGAAAUAUUUUGCCAUAAUCUGGCAUGCAUUCAAGGCACGCUAGUCCCUAUUAUUUUUUUUUGUGUUUGUCUUUGCAUUGCAUUUUAAUUUUACUGAAUUUGUAAAGCAAUAUGAUUUAUUUAUUUUUCCAUGAAGAUUCUAUCAUGAAAAAAAUCAGAAGUCAUAGUGUUGCAUCUGAACCAGAUAUAUAAAUACAUUGAGUGACAUCAAUCAAUCAGUAGCUUGUUGGUGAAUAGAUUUCUUCCUACUAUUGUCUCAUUAGCCGCUUCACAUUUAAGUAAUAUUAAAAAAGGAAAAUGUUACAUCUCGCUAGAGGCGUUUGCGUGCUUCGCACUGUGAAAAUCACAGUGAGAAGAUGCCAGCGUCCAUAGGAAAGCAUUAUGAAUGCUUUCCUAUGAGACUGACUGCGCGUGCAGCUCCUGCCGCGCAUGCACAUUCAGCCGAAGAGGAGGAUCGGAGGCAGAGAGGAGUAAGUUUAACCCCUUUCCUCUCCACAGAGCCUGGCAGGAGUGGUACCCUGAGGGUGGGGGCACCCUCAGGGCACUAUAGUGCCAGGAAAACGAAUAUGUUUUCCUGGCACUAUAGUGGUCCUUUAAAACUGCCUGUCUCAGCAAACAAAUAAGGGGAUUCAGUUCAUAUUGUGGAACUGAAUACCCAUAUUUUUUUGCUGCUUAUGCUCUACAGCAGAGGUGCCUGAUAGGUAAAUCCCCAAAUGUUAUAGAACUACAACUCCCAUGAUGCUUUGUCACUCUUUAAAAUCCUUUUAGAAUGACAAAGCAUUAUUGGAGAUGUCGUUUUAAAACAUCUGGACAUCUACUUUUUUGGCUCCCCUGCUCUACCGGAUGCUAUUAAAAGCAGAGCUAGAAACAAGCAUUUGCUGCAGCACCAAGUACUCUAUUCAGUCUCACUACGGUCCCUAACUAAUAGAGGGAUAUAAUUAAAGAGUACUCUUCUUACAAUACCUACACACAUUCACAUAAGUCUUAACUUACAACAAGGAGGACUCAGCAUCCAACAGGGUAGGAUGCAAGCUGGGUACCAUAAACCAUUUAUCAUAGAGAGUAACUUUCCUUUACACAAUCUUUAUAUAGUUUAAUGCUGCAGCUCAGUGUGUCCCGUACCCAGCAGAUGUUCAUUCCUGAUACUCUCAUGUUUUGAUUGUUUUUCAUAUCUUCUAGAUUAGAUGGACAUUCUCUGAAUAACAUGGUGACUUAAUCUUGGGCUUUUCUCUGUUGUAUUGUUCUUUGCUGGCCAAGUAUGCCACAUUGGUUGAAUUUACAACUCCAGUCAUGAUAUUUGGAGUGUUUUAGCUCCAGCAUUAUUAUUCUUUCUCUCAAUCAAUAUAUAUAUAUAUAUAUAUAUAUAUAUAUAUUUCUAAAACAUGACUUCGCUUUUUACGGAAUACACCUUUCUGAUCUUAUCAUGUUGUUGAACUUAUAAGGCCUUGUAUUCAACGUAGACCAGUAUUUACCCAUACUAUUUAUUUUUAUCCUUUUUUUUUUUCUCAGAUCAUCUUGUGAUUAACAACCAAAUCGGGUGAGCAAGCACCCAGUAUUCAGCAGGUUUAAAAGGGAUUCAUAUACCAAUCUGAAAAAGCUGAAAAUCUGCAGCAGCACACAGAGACAGGCUCAAAAAUUCGUUCAGGUUAUGGAACAAUCUGUUCUGCAUUUUGUAGCAACAAGAGAUACACUGCAGGGAG